Molecule: messenger RNA, 840 nt
Organism: Naegleria fowleri
Lineage: Eukaryota; Heterolobosea; Eutetramitea; Acrasida; Naegleriidae
Exons: 1
Coding region: 1-840 (279 amino acids)
Source: RefSeq, a predicted model, not a curated record
AUGUCAUUUUCAUCUUCCUCAUCGUUUUCAUCAUCGACGUCAUUGGUGGUGGGCAUUCAUUCCCGAUCAGGACUUUGUUCUUCUUUCCUAUCCACCAUUCGUAUGACCAAUUUUACGAGUGCAACAACUCUGAUCGUACUGACCUUUAUGGUUACAUUGGUUGCAGCCACGGCUGGUUAUUAUUUACGAUCUACCUCCAUGUUGGGAAUAUUGAAUCCAGCCUAUUUUUGUGCGAGAUGUGAAUUUCCAAAUGAUACACCUUCUUCUAUAACGUUGAAGGAUAAUUUGAAUGAAAAUGUUAGGAAUGGUCUCUAUGACUGGAAUGCUAGGCCAGCGGUCAUUUAUUUUGUGACUGGACAAGAUGUGGAUUUGCAAACUAUUGAGGUAUUGAUUGAAUAUCCAAUUAAGGAUACAAUUUUAGUGCUUUCAUCUGAGUUGAGUGUCAAGUAUCGAUUGAAAUUUAAUGGAGAUUCGGCAACAACGGUGGUGAAUCGAUUGAAGAAAAUUAUUGUCAACUCGCCAACCUAUAACAAAAUAGAAAUGGUGAAUUUUGGUGAUGUGAAAACAAAUGUCACCUAUUUAUGCGAUGAAUCUUCGUGCUCAUCCCCAGCCUUCCGAGUUUCUAAAUCGUAUGUUUGGGCAAGUGGUGGCUCGCAACUACAAGAAUUGAUGGCCCCCAUAGUUGGCCAGAAUUACACGACCUUUCUUGGAUGUGAACGUACCCAAUCAUUGAUACUUGGUCAAUAUGGCCAAGGUACGCAGUGUAGUGGUACCAGUGUGUUGCUUUUGUCUAGCUGUGGUUCUUGGAGUUUUACGAAUUUGUAUCCAAGCGUGCCUUAA